Phalacrocorax carbo (great cormorant) is the source of this 5277-nucleotide messenger RNA. NCBI's taxonomy places the organism in Eukaryota, Metazoa, Chordata, Aves, Suliformes, Phalacrocoracidae. The record is from RefSeq and is a predicted model, not a curated record.
GUACCUCCCGCUGUGCGCAGGCGCAGCGGCCGUAUCCCCGGCGGCGGCGGCGGCGGCGGGGCGGGUGCCGGGCAGCGGGGCGGUGAUGGCGAUGGCGCUGGGCGAGGGCGGCGGCGGGAGCCGGCUGCGGCGGCAGCUGGAGUCGGGUGGCUUCGCGGCGGGGGAGUACGUGAAGCAGCUGUCGCAGCAGUCGGACGGGGACCGGGACCUGCAGGAGCACCGGCAGCGCAUCCAGGCGCUGAGCGAGGAGACGGCCCAGAGCCUGAAGCGCAACGUCUACCAGAACUACCGGCAGUUCAUCGAGACGGCGCGGGAGAUCAGCUACCUGGAGAGCGAGAUGUACCAGCUCAGCCACAUCCUCACCGAGCAGAAGGGCAUCAUGGAGGCCGUCACCCAGGCCCUGCUCCUCCAGGCUGACCGCGACGACCCCGCCCUGGGCGCCCGCCGCGCCGCCGCCGCCACCACCGACCCCUUCCUGCCCCUGUCGGCCAAGGAGGCCGCGGCCAGCGAGGAGGGGCGGCAGCGCACGCUCACCACCCUCCUGGAGAAGGUGGAGGGCUGCCGCGACCUCCUGCCUGAGAGCCCCGGCAAGUACCUGGUCUACAACGGCGACCUGGUGGAGUACGACGCCGACCACAUGGCCCAGAUCCAGCGGGUGCACGCCUUCCUCAUGAACGACUGCCUGCUCGUGGCCACCGCCCUGCCCAACCGCCGCGGCGCCUACCGCUACGAUGCCCUCUACCCCCUCGAUGGGCUGGCUGUGGUCAAUGUCAAGGACAACCCGCCCAUGAAGGACAUGUUCAAGCUGCUCAUGUUCCCCGAAAGCCGCAUCUUCCAGGCCGAGAAUGCCAAGAUCAAGAAGGAGUGGCUGGAGGUGCUGGAGGAGACCAAGCGCAACCGGGCCCUCAGCGAGAAGCGACGCCUGGAGCAGGAGGCCCUGCCCAGGCCUGCCCCGACACCCCCUGAAUCCACCAACCCCUUUGAAGAGGAUGAUGAGGAGGAAGAGCCUUCUGCUGAGGAGGAGGUGGUCGACCUCUCACUUGAGUGGAUCCAGGAGCUGCCAGAGGACUUGGACGUCUGCAUCGCUCAGCGGGACUUCGAGGGGGCGGUGGACCUCUUGGAUAAACUCAACGAGUACCUGGGGGACAAGCCUGUGAGCCAGCCCGUGAAGGAGCUGCGGGCCAAGGUGGAUGAGCGGGUCCGGCAGCUUACGGACGUGCUGGUGUUUGAGCUGUCUCCAGACCGCUCGUUGCGAGGAGGGCCACGGGCCACCCGCCGAGCUGUGUCCCAGCUCAUUCGCUUGGGCCAGUCCACCAAGGCCUGUGAGCUCUUCCUGAAGAACCGGGCGGCCGCAGUGCAGACAGCCAUCCGACAGCUGCGCAUCGAGGGUGCCACGCUGCUCUACAUCCACAAGCUCUGCCACGUCUUCUUCACCAGCCUUCUGGAGACGGCGAGGGAGUUUGAGACGGACUUCGCUGGUAACAACGGCUGCUACUCAGCCUUCGUUGUCUGGGCCCGCUCUUCCAUGCGGAUGUUUGUAGAUGCCUUCAGUAAGCAAGUAUUUGAUAGUAAAGAGAGCUUGUCGACUGCAGCAGAAUGUGUCAAGGUGGCUAAAGAGCACUGCAAGCAGCUUAGCGAGAUUGGACUGGAUCUCACCUUCAUCAUUCAUGCCCUUCUGGUGAAGGACAUCAAAGGUGCUUUACAGAGCUACAAGGAUAUCAUCAUCGAGGCCACCAAGCACCGCAACUCUGAGGAGAUGUGGAGAAAGAUGAACCUAAUGACUCCAGAGGCGCUGGGGAAACUCAGGGAAGAGAUGAGGAGCUGCGGGGUAGGCAAUUUUGACCAAUACACGGGCGAUGACUGCUGGGUCAACCUUAGCUAUACCGUAGUAGCUUUCACCAAGCAGACUAUGGCCUUCUUGGAGGAAGCAUUAAAGCUUUACUUUCCAGAGCUGCAUAUGGUUCUUUUGGAGAGUCUUGUGGAAAUCAUCCUGGUGGCUGUCCAGCAUGUUGAUUACAGUUUGCGGUGUGAACAGGACCCUGAGAAGAAAGCAUUCAUUAGGCAGAAUGCAUCCUUCCUGUAUGAAACUGUCCUUCCGGUUGUGGAAAAAAGAUUUGAGGAAGGAGUUGGAAAGCCAGCCAAGCAGCUACAGGAUCUGAGAAAUGCUUCAAGAUUGAUGCGUGUAAAUCCGGAAAGUACCACCUCUGUGGUGUGAAGUGACCUGACUGUUCUUAUGAACAGAGUGUGAAAGCACUUACUGAAAAUGUUGUACAUUGAAUCUAUGAACUAAAUGGGUUGGGUGUUUGGUUUUUUUUUGAGUCCCUGAAAAAUGCAGAAGUCUAACUGCUGCAUUUCAGAAGCUGAAGGCUCAAAAAUCAAAGCCUGCAAGCAUGCAAGGCUUUUCUUGGUGGAUGGCCGGUAGGGGAAGGAGAAGUAAGGUCGAGGUCACUUGUUGUUGGGCGACAUAUCCUGUAAGAAUGGCUUGUGUAGUGUUUGUGGCUUGGGAAAUACUAUAAUGUACAAUUUUUGGCCAAAUGUUUGUGGAAGUCUUAAAUAUACGUACACCAUAUGGCAGGAAAAGAUCACUUCUCAUCGUGUCACUGUAGGAAUUCUUGAAGGCAGUGUUCUGGUAGGAGGGGAAGUGCUGAAAUGCUCCCAGGGCGUGGUAUUCAGUGAGGCACAUCCACCGUCCAGCUGUGACUCAGCACUGCAGAUAAAAACCAUGGAUUUGCAGAGUCUGGUUUGUUUGGUAGCAGUGCAGACUCUUCAAUUUCUUCAACAUUCAAAUUCUCUUCACUCACUUCAGAGGCAGACCUAAAUUAAAAAUGGUUUUUGUAUAGGGUUUUGUGAUUGGGUGAAGGGGCUUCUGUUUAAUAAACUGACCUGUUGGCUUAAAUUACAGCUCUCUGAAAAUAAACCGUCUGCUGUCAGAAACAUUUGUUCCCUUCGGAGAAGAAGUGAGAAUAACUUUCUUCCCUUCCCUUUUGUGUUCCCCUUGUUUUCUCAUGGACUCCAUUGGGGUCAAGACCAUUUGAUGAAGUACGUGCUCUUGCUUGAGGUGCUGUCGUAAAUGCAUUAUGGGCUAUUACCUACUGGUAGAAACCAUAGAGAAGAGGCAUAAAUGCUCUUGAAAUGGGCAGGGCAGGGAGAGAGUCUGAUGGUACUGUUUCAUUUGGAGGAAACAGAAUGCUAGUUUUGCUGUACGAAAGCAGCACGAGAUGAAGAGACUGGGUGUGAGGCUUUUUGUCAGUGAUGCGAUCUUCAAAAUACACACUGUCUCUCCUGCAAAUAUUAGUAUCAUCUCCUGUACUACAGCAAUAACCAAGAAGAUCUGUUGCAGAAAACACAAGGGCUGUAUUUGGUUGGGAACUCUCUUGUAGGUGGGGGAAGUUUAUGCAAAUGCUUGGUUGGAUUGAAGGCGAUGGCUAUCUCAUUCAGUAUGUGUCUCUGAAAAUAAAAUAAGCCAAGUCUUAUGUAAAGGCUGGCUUUAGAAAGCUGUCAGCAUCAUCUUCUAAGCUGCGUAAACUUCUUCCCCUUUAGUGCAGGCUUCCUCAAUAAUGAAAAAAUCGCGUUACAGCUAAGUAACCUUUUUAUUAGACUUUCAAUAAGUGUUCCUAACUGGAAUAAUUGAGUAUCCUAUUCCUCUUGCGCUUUCAAAUGAAAGCUUUUGCAAUUUGUGUCAUGUUAAUGAAUGCCCUGUGACUGCCUGAGCAAACAGGAGAUGUCGCCAGUAAAACAUUCUGCAUAACUGCUAAUACUGGAGCUUCAUUUCUCCCAGUUUUUACUUUAGUGGCUAGUAUUCUUCCUCUUGCUCUUUGGAUGCCUUUCGAACUGUCAGAUUUUGCAAAACAUGCUACAGUCUCUGCUCGCUUGCUCUCCAGCAUUUGAGCCUUUUGCUAGGAAAUCACAGAAAAAAGGUGUACAAAAAUGGUUUUAAAGGGUAACACGGUGCUCUUCGCUAAAACCGAUUGAAGGCCAGUUUUAUUUUAAGGUACAGGGACAGUGAGAAUUAGAUCUUGUGUGAACACAUUAUCUCCAAGAGGGAGCCGCGCAGGUGUCAUGUCACUAGUGAACCAUCUUUGAUACCAGAACCUAGUGAUGUACUUCGACGUAAUAUAUUCUCUGUCAUCUGUUUAAAGCGGGCAAAGGUACCAACCUGGCCUUAUGCAAUUUGAGAAAUAUUUUCAAGUGGAUUAUAAGUGAGAGCUCUCCAUGAUGACGGGUAUUUCGGAGAGGGAGAAGGGAGGGCUUUUUUUCUCUGAAGACAGGUAUAUUUUAUAGUUUUUACAGCAGAAGAGAGUAUCUUGUGAGUGCAGAAUAAGUACAGAUGAGCCUUAUGUAAUUUUUGGGUUUUUUUGCCUUGCCUUGCAAAGGAAGGGUAGGCUGUGCAACUGCAGCUCAAGACUCUGAUUAUUGUGAAGCUUGAGGAUUUUCUGCCAGAAGCAGAAAUUCCCAAUUCCCAAUUCCCAGCUCUGGCAUAAGAUUGAAUAGGAGGAGCGCCCUAUUCAUGCUUCCAUUUCAAGCUGGUGUAGCACAUCUUGGCCUCAUCAGAGGAUGAAAUGUAGACUAAUUCUGCCAUGUGCUCUGCUAAGCCCUGACACCAUUCCCUUCAUCAAUCUAUUUACGGCACGCAGGGCCUAGUGAUUUUGUCUGCCGUCAUCCAUGGAGACGUGGGCUUAUGUAGAUGUUGGUUUUAAUGGAUCAGGGAAUCUGGCCUUUCCUUUGGGUGAUCAGAUAUGAUGCUUGUGUGCCUGUCACAAUUCAAACAGGCAUGUGGGUUUGUGGGUAGCUGUAGGUGGCACUGAUACUUUGUAACUGGUGAAUCUAUUCAAGUCAUAAUAAAAGAAAAACAAUUACUUAAGGAAAAAGGUGUGCAAUUAAAUUAAACACGCUUUGUAUGUUAAUUCAGUUAAGAGAAAACAUUAACGUAUGCUGAGAGUCAUGGUUUAAUAAAUUUCAGAUUUGCAGACGGUCAUUUGGAAUGGCACUUCUCUUUUCCUGAGCUGUACGCUGGGGAUAGCGGUGUUCAAGUUGGGAUUUGCAGUAACUACUGAAUGAUACGAUAGCAGUUUUGUUGAUCUGGGGAGGAAGUAGUUGUAUUUUUUUGUUUGAGACAAUUGCAUAUAAAAUCUGGUUUCCUUUAGCUGCUGUGACACAAUUGUGAUGUGUAAAAUGAAGAUUUUAUUUUUAAUUCAGAUGAAUUUAUGUAUUAGAACUUAAUGCAAUAACUUUUCUGAACAGUGAGGACCGUGUAUUAAAACUUUUGGACAUACAACA